Molecule: messenger RNA, 342 nt
Organism: Menidia menidia (Atlantic silverside)
Lineage: Eukaryota; Metazoa; Chordata; Actinopteri; Atheriniformes; Atherinopsidae
Source: the annotation of a GenBank genome assembly
GAACAUUUCACACCAGAGUGCAAGUUCAAGGAGUGCGUGUUUGAGAACUACUACGUCACCUACUCGUCCAUCCUGUACAGACAGACCCAGUCGGGCCGAGCUUGGUACAUCGGCAUCAAUCGAGACGGGCAAGUCAUGAAAGGAAACCGUGUCAAGAAGACCAAGGGUGCUGCUCACUUCCUGCCCAAACUUAUCGAGGUGGCCAUGUACAGGGAACCCUCCCUGCAUGAUGUUGCUGAACAAAGUCCGCCCAGGAAAACACCUAAGACCUCCAGUGACUCACCAGUGCUCCAGAAUGGCAAGAAAGACGCUCAGUCCAAAACCAAAACCUCAUCCUCCUAG